This is a messenger RNA of Phycodurus eques (leafy seadragon), 2348 nucleotides long. It is a transcript of the gene tbc1d19, whose product is annotated as TBC1 domain family, member 19. NCBI's taxonomy places the organism in Eukaryota, Metazoa, Chordata, Actinopteri, Syngnathiformes, Syngnathidae. The coding region runs from base 635 to 2209 and encodes 524 amino acids. The transcript is spliced from 21 exons. The record is from RefSeq and is a predicted model, not a curated record.
UUUAUUUGUGACAGUGACAUUUAUUAAACAAUUUAGUGUCAUCAAUUCAAAGAAGAGUUUCCAGCAUGGGUUAAGGUUUUUAGGUAGGGUUUUAAAUGUUUGUUGUCUUGGUCGUCCUUAUCUUACCUGUUCAGUUCCUAACUCCAUCCAUCCUCCUUUUCCAUUUUCCUCCCAUCCAUAGAUCGUUUCUUUCCUACCUUUCACCCUUCUUUCCUUUCUUACCAUCCUUGUGUACUUCCAUCCUAUCCCUCUUCCUUACAUAGUUCCUUGUUUCCUUAUGUUGAUUUUUUCCUCCUGCCUUCACUUCCUUUUUCUUAUACCAUCUUUAAGUUAAUUUAAAACCUGUAAACCUACGUUUUGUCCACCCUCUAUUGUGCAAAGUUCAAGUAAGAAAAUACGAUUGUAUAUAAACUCAUAUCGUUAAUAGUUGGUGUGAUUAUUAAAUAGGACCUUGACGCAAAAGUCUUUUUCCAAUGACUCCACAGCACGUCUGUGCUGUUUACCGAAUUGUUAGGUUUGUCCCAGUGGCCUCGCCGUAGCAGACGCAGCUUUUAGUUCGGGCCGAAUUAAAAUCUCUCUUCGCCAUUCAAACAUAUUUCGUCCUCAAACGCGUCGCGGCCUGCGUGACAGAAACAUGGACGAAGACACCGAGUUGUCGCUGACUAUUACUCAGCUUGUCCGACGCCUGAAGAGAAGCCAUUUGCACGCUCAAAUGGAGCGGCAAGCCAGAGAUUGUUUACAUCAACCGGAGAUCCAACUGGACUCUCUCAAGGAGGACGUGCGCAGAUUCCUCAGAAGCUCAGGCUGGGAAAGGAAGCUCCAGAAUGCAGUCCAUCGAGAAUUACACGUCGGUGGGCUGCCACCGAGCCUCUCGGCGCCCCCCCCAGAGCACCUAAAAGAGCCCUUGGCCUACAUGCGCAAGGCCCAGGCCAGCUGGGAAAGGCGCAUCUUGAAAAGUCUGAACAGCAUGAGCACCGAGCUGGCAGUGCCUUUGGCCCGAAGAGGCCAGGCGGCCGAGCAACAGGAGCUAAGCAACAAAUGGAACGAGAUGGGCACGGAUGAACCAGACUUGAGUCGCUUCAGGCCCGUCUACGCCCCCAAAGACUUCCUGGAGGUGGUCGUCGCCCUGCGCAGCCCCAACCACGGCAGCGGCGAGGACAUCGGCGCCGAGAGCCACUGGGGCCUCAUCCGGGUCCCCCUGGACGUCAAGGACGUCACACAGCUGAGAGGAGCUUACGCGGAGCUGAGCCUCACCGCCGGACAGCUGGGCAUUGACGACAACGCGCAUAUCCACCCAGAUUUGUUCGAAAAUGACUAUGUUGACAUCGGAAAGAAAGUGCUCGCGGAGCAGGACAGCGCGGCGGCGCAGCAAUACAGCCGGCGGGGCUGCCCCACCGGGCUCCGGGCGGACCUCUGGGCCCUCAUCCUGAAUUCUGUCAACCAGUCGCAGGAUGUGAUGCAUUACGAGCAGCUGAAGGCGGGAGUCCUCCAACACGACCUGCUGGUGGACAACCUUAUCUACAAGGAUGUGAAGCUGGCGGCCAGUAACGACGACUACUACUUUGUCUUCGAAGACUUCCUCUACCAGGUGUUGCUGUGCUUCUCCCGGGAUGCCGCCGUCUUGGAACACUUCAAGUACAACAGCGCCACUCCACCCAAAUCCUACGUCCGAGGGAAAGAAGGAGAUGAGGACUGCGCUGUGUUUUAUCCUCCCAACGGUGUCGUCCCGUUCCACGGCUUCUCAAUGUACGUGGCGCCGCUGUGCUUCCUGUACAACGAGCCGUCCGAGCUGUACAGCGUCUUCCGGGAGAUGUACACUCGCUACUUCUUCCGACUGCACUCCGUCUCUUCGGCGCGCUCGGGCGUCGUCUCUCUGUGUCUGCUUUUCGAGCGGCUCCUGCAAACGCACCUGCCGCAGCUCUUCUACCACCUUCGACAGAUCGGAGCUCAGCCGUUGCAGAUCGCAUUUAAGUGGAUGGUCCGAGCAUUUUCGGGGUAUCUUUGCACCGACCAACUGCUUUUUCUUUGGGACCGAAUCCUGGGCUACGACACACUGGAGCCGAUAGCAGUGCUGGCAGCCGCCAUCUUCGCCUUUCGGGCCGAGAACCUGAUGGAAGUGACGUGUCUGGCUUCAGCUGAGGCUGUCCUUGCUGAUCUUUCAACCCUCAAAGUCAUGCCGCUCAUCCAGAUCUUCCUGUUUGCCACCUAGCCAAGCGUCCCAGCUCGCAAGAAGCAAGUAAAUGUCACUCCACUCUUUAUUUGUUGACACGUGUCCUCUAGUAGUGAGUCUCAAAGUAUUUAAUUCGUGCCAACUGAAUGAAAUAAUAAAAAUGAUCAAACGACUUAAA